AUGUUGAAGCAAGGGUUGAAAAGUGUGGAAGCGUACUUUGAUGAGUUUGAGGACUUGCGGAUGAAGUCCAAGAUAGAAGAGCAUGAAGAGUACACUAUUAUAAGGUUUGUAGCCAACUUGAAUCGAGACAUCGCUAAACCAAUGAGGCUCAAAACCUAUAAUAGUCUUGAAGAGGCAUUCCAUGAUGCAUCCAAGGUUGAGGCGGAUCUAAAAGAAGAGAGGUCCUACAAAGACAAAAGCAAAUCAUCUUCAAAUUGGAUCAAAGGCAAAGAAAGUGGAAAACUUCCACUUGGGAUAAGCCCAAGAGCAACACUCAAACACCUCAAGCCAAAUUCGAUUACAAAGCCAAAGGUGAUGACAAGGCUAAAGGAGUGCCAAGGGAGAGGGCACAUUGCCAGUGAGUGUCCCAACCGGAGGACUAUCACAAUAGUGAGGGAUGGGUAUCGAACCGAUGAUGAACAUGAGGGCGGGGAUGGUCAUGAAGAAGAGGGAGAAAGAAGUGAGUGUGAGGGUGAUUCCGAUGAAGAGGUUGAGAUAAGGUAUGAAGAAGCCUUGAAUCAUGCUAUUGUGGCUAGAAGAGCCAUGGGGGCUCUAGCGAGGGAAGAGAGCGACCAAAGGGAGAAUUUAUUUCAUGCACGAUGCAAAAUUGUGGAUAAGGUGUGCUCCUUAAUCAUUGAUGGUGGAAGUUGUACGAAUGCCGUUAGCCAAUUUUUAGUUGAAAGUAUGAAAUUCCCCACCCGCAAGCAUACUAAUCCCUACAAACUCCAAUGGUUUAAUGAAUGUGGCGAAAUGAGGGUCAACAAGCAAGCCAUUAUCAAAUUUAGCAUUGGCAAGUACCAAGAUGAGAUUUUGUGUGAUGUGGUACCCAUGCAAGCUUGCCAUCUAUUGCUUGGAAGACCUUGGCAACUUGAUGUUGAUGCCCAACAUAGUGGGAGAACUAACAAGUACUCAUUUGUGGUCAAGGGGAAGAAGUACAUUCUUAACCCACUAACCCCUUACCAAGUGAGUGAGGAUUAUCGAGUGAUGAGGGAGCUUCGGGAGAAGUAUCAAAGGGAAGAAAAGGAGAAGGGUGAGAAGGAGACUUUGUUGGUCAUAAAUGGAGAGGGACAUCUCAAGAUGGUUCCAAGAAAUGUUUGUUGGCCAAACCAAGAAUAUGAAGCCUUAUUUCCGGAGGAAAUGCCCGAUGGCUUACCUCCCUUGAGAGGUAUUGAACACCAAAUUGACUUUGUACCGGGAUCCCAAAUUCCCAACAAACCGGCUUAUAGGAGCAAUCCGGAAGAAACAAAAGAAUUGCAAAGGCAAGUGGAUGAGCUCCUUAAAAAGGGGCUAGUGAAGGAGAGUCUUAGCCCGUGUGCCGUUCCGGUGAUUCUUGUUCCAAAGAAAGAUGCCACUUGGAGGAUGUGCAUUGAUUGUAGAGCCGUCAACAAAAUCACGGUAAAGUAUCGCCAUCCCAUUCCGAGGCUUGAUGAUAUGUUGGAUGAGCUUUGUGGCUCAAGUGUGUUUUCGAAGAUUGAUCUUAGAAGUGGCUAUCACCAAAUUCGAAUGAGCCCCGGUGAUGAGUGGAAAACAGCCUUUAAAACCAAUUUUGGACUCUAUGAGUGGCUUGUCAUGCCAUUUGGACUAACCAAUGCACCUAGCACAUUUAUGAGGUUGAUGAACCAUGUCUUGAAACACUUUAUCAACAAGUUUGUGGUUGUUUAUUUUGAUGAUAUCCUUGUGUAUAGCAAAUCAAUUGAGGAGUAUGUAGGCCAUUUGAGGCAAGUGUUUGAUGUCUUGUUGCGUGAGAGGUUGUUUGCUAAUAUGAAGAAAUGUGCUUUUUGUGUUGAUAAAGUGGUGUUCUUGGGUUUUGUGGUGAGUGCAAAUGGUGUGGAGGUUGACGAAGAAAAAGUGGAGUCUAUUAGAACUUGGCCAACUCCUAAAAAUGCAACCGAUGUGAGGAGUUUCCAUGGGUUGGCAAGUUUCUAUAGAAGGUUUGUAAAGGGGUUUAGUACAAUUGCCUCUCCCUUAACCGAAUUGAUCAAAAAAGAUGUUCCUUUUGUUUGGGGAGAUGAGCAAGAGAAGGCGUUUCAAGAAUUGAAAUCCAUGUUGAGUUCGUCACAAUUAUUGCAAUUACCCAAUUUUGAGAAAACUUUUGAAGUUGAGUGUGAUGCUUCCGGGGUUGGCAUAGGUGGAGUGUUGAUGCAAGAAGGCAAGCCAUUGGCUUACUUUAGUGAAAAGCUAAAAGGGGCGUCAUUGAACUACUCUACUUAUGACAAGGAGUUGUAUGCACUUGGGGAAGGAAAAUGUGGUAGCGGAUGCAUUAUCUAG
Lycium ferocissimum is the source of this 2307-nucleotide messenger RNA. RefSeq lists its product as uncharacterized. The transcript is spliced from 4 exons. NCBI's taxonomy places the organism in Eukaryota, Viridiplantae, Streptophyta, Magnoliopsida, Solanales, Solanaceae. The coding region runs from base 1 to 2307 and encodes 768 amino acids. The record is from RefSeq and is a predicted model, not a curated record.